Molecule: messenger RNA, 1243 nt
Organism: Malania oleifera
Lineage: Eukaryota; Viridiplantae; Streptophyta; Magnoliopsida; Santalales; Ximeniaceae
Product: mannose-P-dolichol utilization defect 1 protein homolog 2
Exons: 8
Coding region: 139-846 (235 amino acids)
Source: RefSeq, a predicted model, not a curated record
ACGGUUCGCCCACAAGUUUUCCUCCGCCUCUUUCUCUCUAGUCUUUUCCUUCUCUGCACUUUCUCCCCAACCAAACUAACCCCAAGCUUGUUUUGAACGUUGUUGGGUCUCACCAACAGAGGCUACAGCAUCGUAAGUAUGGAGUUUCUGGGGAUGGAUUUCAGCUGCGCAUUUGGAUCGCUUCGCAACGGCAAAUUCCCAGACAAAGAUUGUUUGCUUCCCCUCAUUUCGAAGCUCCUCGGCUAUUGCAUCGUCGCCGCUUCCACCACCGUCAAACUUCCUCAGAUAUUGAAAAUUUUGAAUCAUAGAAGUGUCAGAGGGCUUAGUGUUGCAGCAUUUGAACUUGAAGUAGUCGGUUAUACCAUUGCCUUGGCAUAUUGUCUUCACAAAGGACUUCCCUUUUCAGCUUAUGGAGAGCUGCUCUUUCUUUUGAUCCAAGCCAUAAUAUUAGUUGCUGUUAUCUACUACUAUUCUCAACAUGUGGGAACCAAAACAUGGAUCAGGGCAUUGCUAUAUUGUGCUGUAGCUCCCACUGUUUUGGCUGGUCGAAUUGAUCCUGUUCUCUUUGAAGCUUUAUAUGCAUCCCAGCAUGCAAUUUUUUUCUUUGCUAGGGUCCCGCAAAUAUGGACGAACUUUACUAACAAAAGUACAGGAGAGCUCAGCUUCUUAACAAGUUUCAUGAAUUUUGGAGGUUCCAUGGUGAGAGUCUUUACCAGCAUCCAAGAAAAAGCUCCAACAAGUGUUGUUUUGGGCUCUCUUAUUGGUAUUGUCACGAAUGGUACCAUCCUGAGCCAGAUAAUUCUGUACUGGAAGCCACAUGUAAAGGAAGGAAAGAAAGUAGAGUAGAAAAGAGUGAGGUCAGGUCAUUGUAACUUUUUGCUUUUGUCAAAUUCGGACACGCCAGAUGAUUGUAACGUUUUGCUUAUGUCAAACUUCAACAAGCUGUGCAGGUGAACCAGUGUUAUUCAUCAAUGCAUACAUGGCCGGUCACAAUAUCCUGAUACAGAUUAUUUUUCAAUAUAUCCUUCAAGUUUCAACUGGUCCAUUAGGAAAGGUGACUGUUAUUCUGUCUGAUAUUCCUUCAAGAUAUGUAUUGUUUAUACAGAAUAGGCACCUUACUUCAGUUUCUCCUGUAUUUUUUCUUUAAAAAUCUUGUCUUUAUUUAUUCUCCCCUCUCCUUGGUUGAAAUUGCUCUGUUUACGUAUCAUUUAGCUUAUAUAUGGAUUUAGAUAUUCGUGGUCCA